Talaromyces proteolyticus is the source of this 1631-nucleotide messenger RNA. RefSeq names its product putative anthranilate synthase component I. The record is from RefSeq and is a predicted model, not a curated record. The coding region runs from base 58 to 1617 and encodes 519 amino acids. Gene Ontology annotation, biological process: L-tryptophan biosynthetic process. Gene Ontology annotation, molecular function: anthranilate synthase activity. The transcript has 4 exons. Lineage: Eukaryota; Fungi; Ascomycota; Eurotiomycetes; Eurotiales; Trichocomaceae.
CCUCGCCUGUGCUAAUUGAGCUUUGGUAUUCACCUCAUAGGAAGCCUUCUUUGCAAGAUGCCGGCUCCAGCUACAGUAGAACCGUCCCUGCAAGUCGUACAGGAAGCUGUCGCAAACUCGCGCAAUUCGAAAUACCCCCCAAAUGUUCUGCCACUGACAGCCUCUAUCCCCGCCGAUCUCUUAACACCAACGGUAGCAUAUCUGAAAAUCGCUGCCAAAUCAAAGCUGUCCUUCUUAUACGAAAGUGCUGCCACAACCGAGACAAUAGGCCGAUAUAGUUUUGUUGGAGCAGACCCUAGGAAAGUCAUCAAAACCGGCCUUGGCCACGGCCCCGAGUGCGACCCGUUACCGAUUCUCGAACAAGAGUUAUCACAAUUUCGUAGUGCGACGAUACCAGGUUUAAAGCUACCACCUCUGACGGGAGGUGCCAUUGGAUAUGUUGGAUAUGAUUGUGUGCGAUACUUCGAGCCAACAACAAGCCGUCCGCUUAAAGAUGUCCUCGGUGUGCCAGAGUCUCUCUUUAUGCUUUUCGAUACCAUCGUUGCUUUCGAUCAUUUCUUCCAAGUGAUCAAGGUUAUCACCUAUAUACCGAUUGAUUCCAGUGACAGUAAACUAGAAGAAGCCUAUCGCAAAGGCCAGGAAACCAUCCAGGAAAUGAUAAAUAUUCUGCUACACCCGGAUAUCCCGCUUCCGCCGCAAGGUCCAAUUAUCCCUAACCAGGAGUAUAAAUCAAACAUUGGCCAAACUGGCUAUGAAAGCCACGUUACAAAAUUAAAAAAGCACAUCAAGGUCGGAGAUAUCUUCCAAGCAGUGCCGUCGCAGAGACUAUCUCGCCCAACGUCUCUUCAUCCUUUCAACUUAUUCCGGCACCUUCGUUCCGUCAACCCUUCCCCAUAUCUGUUUUUCAUCGACUGCGGCGACUUUCAGCUCGUCGGCGCUAGUCCAGAGCUGCUUGUGAAGGAGGAAAGCGGCCGAAUAAUUACACACCCGAUUGCCGGAACCGUAAAACGAGGCAAGACAUCCGAGGAAGACGCCGCCCUUGCUGCUGAAUUGCGAGGGAGUCUGAAGGACCGUGCCGAGCAUGUAAUGCUGGUUGAUCUGGCUCGAAAUGACGUGAACAGAGUGUGCGAUCCAACGACCACCCAAGUCGACCGGCUGAUGGUCGUUGAGAAAUUCUCACAUGUUCAACAUCUCGUUUCCCAAGUCUCCGGUGUGCUACGCCCGGAAAAGACACGGUUUGAUGCCUUCCGCUCUAUCUUUCCUGCAGGGACAGUUUCUGGAGCUCCCAAGGUGCGCGCCAUGCAGCUCAUCGGGGAACUGGAAGGCGAAAAGCGCGGCGUCUACGCUGGUGCGGUAGGCUACUUUGGAUAUGAUAGGUCUAGCGCUGAUGGAUCGAGCGAGAUUGCGGGUGAUAUGGAUACCUGCAUCGCACUUCGCACUAUGUUACUGAAAGAUGGUGUGGCAUAUUUACAGGCUGGUGGGGGUAUUGUUUUUGACUCUGAUGAAUAUGAUGAAUAUGUGGAGACAUUGAACAAACUAGGGGCUAAUAUUGCAUGUAUCAAAGGCGCUGAAGAAACGUACUUGCAGUUAGAAAAGGAGGCAGCGGCUGCCAACUGAAGUUUAUUUAGAAU